This is a messenger RNA of Cydia amplana, 1575 nucleotides long. It is a transcript of the gene Alg11, whose product is annotated as GDP-Man:Man(3)GlcNAc(2)-PP-Dol alpha-1,2-mannosyltransferase. The transcript has 10 exons. Gene Ontology annotation, molecular function: GDP-Man:Man(3)GlcNAc(2)-PP-Dol alpha-1,2-mannosyltransferase activity. Lineage: Eukaryota; Metazoa; Arthropoda; Insecta; Lepidoptera; Tortricidae. The record is from RefSeq and is a predicted model, not a curated record. Gene Ontology annotation, cellular component: endoplasmic reticulum membrane. Gene Ontology annotation, biological process: protein N-linked glycosylation. The coding region runs from base 100 to 1560 and encodes 486 amino acids.
ACACACGGCAUUUGUGGAUUGGCCGUCGUAUUUACAGAUAUUUAUUUUUUAUUUAGUAAAUUACUAAAACCAACAGUUAUAUUUCUUUAAUUAAUUAAAAUGCUCUUCGAAGCCUUUAUUUUACUGGUAGUACUCCCGCUAUUCUUUCUCACGUUGCUACUGUUCGGAGCCUUUGUGAUCGUCCCGGGCGCUUUUAUAUUCGCGUCAUGGUACAUGCGAAUCUACGAGCGAAAGAAACAGCGGAGGCUGCGAGACGGGCCUAACUUGGCGUUCUUCCACCCUUAUUGUAAUGCCGGGGGCGGUGGAGAGAGGGUGCUGUGGGUGGCUAUUAAGGCCAUUUUGACUAGAUAUCCAGACACCAACAUAUACAUUUAUACAGUGGACACAGCAGAGCCUCAGACCAUUGCCAACAAAGUACAGAAUACAUUUAAUGUCAAAGUUGAUGCCAGCAAACUUAACUUUAUUAGGUUGGUGUCAAAACGGGCAAUAGAGGCAAGCUCAUACCCUUACUUCACACUGCUGAUGCAGAGUCUGGGCUCCAUGGUGUUGGGGUUGGAGGCCUUCAUGAAGUUCAAUCCAGAUAUCUUCAUAGACACGACAGGAUAUGCGUUCACGUACCCAAUCUUCCGGUACCUGGCACAGUGCCCGGUGGGCACCUACACGCACUACCCUGUCAUCACUAAGAGUAUGAUGCGCCGCGUGCAACAGCGUAUUGUCUCCUAUAACAACAGGGGGAUUAUAGCCAGGAAUCCCGUGUUCACCUGGUGCAAGCUGCUGUACUACAAAGCUUUUGGUUGGCUGUAUGGGAUCGUGGGCCGCUGCGCCGACGUGGUGAUGGUCAACGGCACAUGGACCGAGGACCACAUCAACGACUUGUGGAACUCGCCCUUCAACACGCACCGGGUCUAUCCGCCCUGCGAAGUAACAGAGCUGAAGCAGCUACGACCUCUAGUCAAAGCCACGGAUCCGAUCCGGAUCCUAUCCGUGGCGCAGUUCAGGCCCGAGAAGGACCAUCCCCUCAUGCUGCAAGCUAUGUACGAGCUGAGGAAUUUGCUGGUCAAGAACGAAGUGCUUUGGAGCAAGAUUAAACUGGUAUUCGCGGGCGCGUGUCGCAACGCCGAAGACGAGGAGCGAGUCCAGAACCUGAGAGAUUUGGCGAAGCAUUUGUCUCUCGAGAAUAGUGUGCAGUUCGUAGUGAACGCUCCGUACGCGCAGCUGCUGCAGCUGUACCAGACGUGCAGCAUAGGCCUGCAUGCCAUGUGGAACGAGCACUUUGGAAUCAGCGUGGUAGAACUAAUGGCAGCAGGUCUCAUCACCAUCGCGCACCGUUCAGGCGGCCCACUCGCCGACAUUGUCGAAACAACUGAAACUAGUCGAACCGGCUUCCUAUGCUCUGAGGCUGAUGAGUAUGCCCGCGCCAUACUUGAAGUCAUAGCUCUGGCGCCUGAGGAGAGGCAGCGCAUCAUAGACGCCGCUAGGGCAUCCGUGGAUCGUUUCUCCACUUUAGAGUUUGAGAAGACCUUCCUCCGGGUAGCAGAACCUCUCAUGAAGCUAGACUGAUAGAAUUAUUCAUAU